Messenger RNA from Brenthis ino (lesser marbled fritillary), 1593 nucleotides. The record is from the annotation of a GenBank genome assembly. Lineage: Eukaryota; Metazoa; Arthropoda; Insecta; Lepidoptera; Nymphalidae.
AUGGGAGAGCCUGAUCCAUCUCAAUGGCAUAAGCUGUCAGGCGAUGUGUUGCGCACGCGAGUUCCGCGGGCGCGUAAUAUGCGCUCGCUAAACGAGACCGCUUGCGCAGCGCUCUUAGAAGAUGUGCGCUGGGACGAACCGACCAGCGUUGCGAGCCUCGCCAUACUUGCUCUCAUCGAUGUCCUUGUUAUCGCUGGUAAUUGUCUGGUGAUCGCGGCGGUACUCUGCUCAUCGAAGCUUCGAAGUGUCACCAACUUGUUUAUCGUGUCUCUAGCAGUGGCCGACCUAUUGGUGGGAGUCGCUGUACUGCCCUUCUCAGCAACAAGAGAGGUCUUUCAGAUUUGGAUAUUCGGUGACGUCUGGUGCUCAGUAUGGCUCGCCGUAGAUGUGUGGAUGUGUACAGCUUCCAUAUUAAAUCUAUGCGCUAUAUCUCUGGACCGCUAUGUGGCCGUGACCAGGCCAGUGAGCUAUCCUAGCAUCAUGAGCAGGAAGAGGGCUAAGGCCUUGAUAGCUGGUUUAUGGGUGCUAUCUUUUGUUAUUUGCUUCCCACCACUGGUUGGCUGGAAGGAUAAGAAGCCAGAAGAAUCAGAGCUCAAAGAAGACUGGACAUUAAACCCGCCGUGUCCAUGGACGUGCGAGCUGACCAACGACGCGGGCUACGUCGUAUACUCCGCGCUAGGCUCCUUCUAUAUACCAAUGUUUGUGAUGCUGUUCUUCUAUUGGAGGAUAUAUAAGGCUGCCGUUAGAACGACUAAAGCUAUAAAUCAAGGUUUUCGGACUACUAAAGGUCGAGGUCUCGGUAGUAGGUUUGAUGACAACCGCCUAACACUACGCAUCCACAGAGGGAGGGGUUCUGCUAGACCCCACGGCUCACCGUUAUCUACAGCCUCUAAUCAUUCAACGAGCACUUCUCUUAGUGCUUCACCUGAGAGGUUGAGACGGCACUCCAGCGCAAGACGGGCUCACGAGAAAGUCAAGAUCUCUGUAUCUUAUCCAUCAUCAGAACAGAUAUGUUCAGCCCACGAGAACUCCAGGUCGUCGAGCAGAUCACCUAGCCCAUCCCUAUAUGCUGUUCACUAUGAGAGAGACGGGAGAGAAUUGACAGAGAGUAGAUUAAGAGUGAGGCCAUCACAUCAUUUGGCUCCAGGACCUUUGUAUGAUGACUUUGAUGAUAAACCAAGGACUAGACGUAUGGGAAAGAGGAAUAUAAAAGCUCAGGUUAAACGUUUCCGUAUGGAGACUAAAGCAGCUAAAACCCUCGGCAUUAUAGUGGGUGGUUUUGUCUUCUGCUGGCUGCCAUUUUUCAGUGUGUACGUCGUCAGGGCGUUCUGUGGGGACUGCGUGACACCAAUAGUAUUCAGUGUUUUAUUUUGGCUUGGAUAUUGUAAUUCCGCUAUAAAUCCGCUAAUUUAUGCACUAUUUUCUAAAGAUUUUAGAUUCGCUUUCAAGCGUAUUAUAUGUAAAUGUUUCUGUGCUGGAGGAGGUAAGAGACGAGAGUCGGGAGCGGAGGAAGUUACACGACGCCGACCGCCGCACUCGCACUCACAUUCGCUUGAAGAGGAAAGCUCUUUACAUAACACAAGUAGUGACAGG